Messenger RNA from Rhinichthys klamathensis goyatoka, 2468 nucleotides. It is a transcript of the gene malt3, whose product is annotated as MALT paracaspase 3. The coding region runs from base 94 to 2004 and encodes 636 amino acids. Gene Ontology annotation, molecular function: cysteine-type endopeptidase activity. The transcript has 14 exons. Gene Ontology annotation, biological process: proteolysis. The record is from RefSeq and is a predicted model, not a curated record. NCBI's taxonomy places the organism in Eukaryota, Metazoa, Chordata, Actinopteri, Cypriniformes, Leuciscidae.
CAGGUGGUAAUAUUCUGAAAUGACUGACUACCUUAAAAGAGCAGCACUAUUGUGGUCUAGGCCCUUCCACACUAAAGAGUAGCGCAGACAGUCAUGCUAACUGAAAUUGUUAUUCUGCAGCAGCCAGUGUCUGUGUGUGUACCACCAAACCAUGAGGUGACCUUAAGUGUUCGAGCAAUAGGCACUGGUUCAUUGAAGUAUCAGUGGUUUGAUAAACAACAGUCAGAGGUGGAAGGUGGGACAGAGCCUGAGCUCACCGUCACUCUCCAGAGAUCUGGAAAAUAUAUUUGUAGAGUGAGCGACCUGUUCUUGAACUAUCAGUUCACAGAAUGGGUAAAAGUGCGAAUCCUAGACGAACCAGGUGUUUCUCGCUCAUGGAGAGGGGAACCUCAUAUAGUCAUUCAACCAAAAAGCCAAACAGUAAAACCAGGGGAGACUAUCACUCUCAAAUGCACAGCUUUUGGAAAGCCUGCGCCUGCCUACCAGUGGUACAGAAACGGAUGCAUCCUUGCUAAAAAGACUACAGAAACACUCAUGAUAGAAAAUGCCAGUGCAGAAACUGCUGGUUCAUACCUCUGCGCUGUGUCAAAUAUUUUGGAGGAGAGAUGGUCUGAAGCAGCUGAGAUUGAGAUUGCGCCUCCAGAUCUACUACCAACGGCCACUCUUAUGGCAACUGACAAAGUGGCAUUACUGAUUGGGAACCUGAAUUACAACCACCAUCCUGGUCUGAUGGCCCCUACCAUGGAUGUCCAUGAGCUGGCCAAUCUUCUGCAACAGCUUGGCUUUAGAGUGGUCUCUCUGCUUGAUCUCACCCUUCAGGAAAUGCAGGCUGCCAUUGACAAGUUCUUGCAGCUCUUGGACCCUGGAGUGUAUGCUGUUUUUUACUAUGCUGGCCAUGGCUACGAGCACUCCGGCAGAAAUUACCUGGUGGCCAUUGACGCUCCGCGACCCUACCGCACUGAAAACUGUGUGUGCGUACAGAGAGUGAUGCACAGUAUGCAGGAGAGAAAAGCCCAGCUCAACGUCAUUCUCCUCGACACCUGCAGGAAAUGGUACAAACAAAAAGGUCCUCCCUCUGAAAUCAAGCCUUUGGCUCCUCUGGGAAACACUGUGUAUGGGUACGCCACGAGUGAAGAUGCUGAGGCUUUCGAGGUCCAGGAUGGUGGCAAAAGCACAGGGAUCUUCACCAAGUACCUGAACAAACAUGUCUUACAGCCAGAGAGGGUGACCCGUGUCUUGGAGCAGGUCUCUGAGGAUCUGGGAAAGGAUCCACUGGUACGUGGAAGGCAGGUAGUAGAGAUCAGGCACACUCUGACAGAGCCACGGGCCUUGACCGAUCCUGUGCAAGCGUCCGGACACACCAUGGAGCUCCGGCGACGGGAUGCUUGUUGGAAACAGGCUAAUGUUCUUCCUGGCCGAAGAUCUCUGGACUUUAAGCACUGUGGUGUUCAGGUGGAGCUCAGUUUCUCUGCCCUUUUUUCCAACGUCCUGGUUGUGUUCGGUAUAGUGAGGAACACAAACACCGUGGCCCAGGACUGCACUCUGAUUCUUGAGAGUCGACCACAAAUGCAAGACAUUUUCUCAGCAUCUGGCAGAUCGGGAGAAAUGGACUCUCUCCUGGUGAGCAUUGGUGAAACUCCUGACUGCACCCUCAGAUUAUGUUGCCUUCAAAGACUCCAGGGAUCUCUGAUGAUCAAGGUGAAAUUGCACUACACCCAGACACAAACUAAAGAACGUCUGACUGAGAGCAAAGAGCUGGACAUAGGCAGACCUCUCAUCGCCUCCUGCAAGCUGAAUCAGAUGAAGCCAGUGGACCGGAGACAAGAAGCUUUUGUCCAUUCUGUGGACCACAUGUCCAACAUCAGAUGGCCUCAUCAUCAGAACCAUCCUCGAGCUGUUCGGCCCUACACACGCAAGGCUGAGAACCGAUUACAGAGCUCAGCCAAAUCCAGCUCCAUGAGCAGCAAUGAACCAGAGGAGAAUGAUGAAAAUGACUCGAAUUAAUUCACUAUGUGACGUUCCUUCUUUUUACAAACACACAGUAAGGCUUUGUUUUGAUCCAACAAAGGAUUUUCUUACAUUAAUUGUUUACUUUUUGCUUACUAAUUAUGAAUUGUGAUAAAAGUGUGUGUGUGUGUGUGUGUGUUUGAGAGAGAGAGAGAGAGAGAGAGCAAUAGAAGGAAGAAGUUCUCAUGCUAAUGUAUAUUUAUAUCUAAUUGUUGUAAAUCAAAUCAAGUGUAAUAUUCUUAAAUAACCGAUAAAAUGCUACUUCUGGAGUUUCCCUGUGCGAUCAAAUUUCAUAUUCAAAUGCAGUCUAGGAAUUGAUAUUGAUUUUAAAAUCAUUCAAUAUUAAUUCAUUUGUAGAAUUUGUGUAAAAAUGCAAUCAUAUUUCUGUGAUAUUUUAUGAAAAACAUGGUGAUGGGAUAGAGGAAGUAUUUAGGUCAUAAAUUCAUUUUUAUUUUCAGUUA